This is a messenger RNA of Trichomonas vaginalis G3, 585 nucleotides long. RefSeq lists its product as uncharacterized. NCBI's taxonomy places the organism in Eukaryota, Parabasalia, Trichomonadida, Trichomonadidae. Bases 1 to 585 code for a protein of 194 amino acids. The transcript has a single exon. The record is from RefSeq and is a predicted model, not a curated record.
AUGUUACCAAUUUUAAUUGUUACUAUUUUAUCCGCUGAUCAACAUGAAGAGUUACACAAGCAAUUAGAUUCAAUUGAAAAGCAGUUAUCUGUUAUUGAAAAGCUUCAAAUUGAAUUAAAUGCGGCAAAAGUUCUUAAAGAUCCCACAUCUGGAAGUAAGUAUGGCACUGAAAAGAAAGACAUUUAUCUAUCAGGUAUUGAUACUCAGAGAACCGUAGAAUAUAAUAACCAUCGAAAAGGAUUAUCUUCAUCAAUUGAUGAAGAUUCUUUUAUAAUAAAAUCAAGAGCUCCAAUUCUUCAUUUCAAAGCAAGAACUCCUACAUUUGCAAGUGAAAUAAAAGUGAGCUUUAAAAAACAGUGUGACUGUAAUAUUAGGCAAGCAAUAUUCACUUUUAUCAAUCAAUCAGAAAUAAAAUAUAGAACGAAUGUAAUUGACUUUGAUAAUAAAUGCGGAUUGUCAAAUGUGAUAAAUUUAAACACGGAAGUUGCUUUUACAGAUAUUGAAGUUGAUAUCCCAUUAAACUGGGGCUCUGAUCAAACAUGUUUACCAGAUAUUAUUGUCAAAGGUCCUAUACACAAAAUUUAA